CUUCCCCAGGUCGUCCCGCCCCACCCCUUGGAGAAAGAAGGCCGAGUCUGCAACGAGGACUCCAGGUCGGGAACCGGUGUGGGCGGAAGGAGCGCUGCCACUCAGUCCGGCCUGCGAGCCCCUUCCUGCCAGCCACUGAACGGCCCACUCCGCCCCCUCGUGGCUUUGGCCAGGCCCGGCCCUCCUCCGUAGGAGGUGCUGCUCCCCGGCGAACCAGCCAGAGCGGCAGAGGCAGCAAGAGGGAAACACGAAGCAGCCUCUGCACCCCUUUCAGCCGAGGGAAGAAGAGAUAGGGCACACCAGGCCUUGGCGUUGGCAAUCAAGGCAGCCAUCUCUACAUCCUUUUUUGCUAGGACUUCACUACUCUCGCUACGCCAACUCCAGGCAAGUAUCUCACCAGAGGAGGAGAGAACCCACCAGAACUUAAGAAGGUGAAGAUUAAAGCAUGAGUACGGAGAUCAGCCAGGGAGUAAUCACAACCCCUCCACCCUCCACCAUGCCUCACAAAGAGAGAUAUUUUGACCGCAUCAAUGAAAAUGACCCUGACUACAUCCGUGAAAGAAAUAUGUCUCCUGACCUCAGGCAAGACUUCAACAUGAUGGAACAAAGAAAGAGAGUCACCCAGAUACUGCAGAGUCCUGCUUUUCGGGAGGAUCUGGAAUCUCUUAUUCAAGAACAGAUGAAGAAAGGAAAUAACCCAACCGGACUACUUGCCCUACAGCAGAUUGCAGACUACAUAAUGGCAAGUUCUUUUGCAGGAUUUUCUUCAUCACCUCUAAGCUGUGGACUGAUAACACCUAUUAAUGAUCUACCUGGGAUAGAUACCACUACAUUUGGUAAAGGAGAAAAACUUAUUCGUUGUAAAUUAGCCAGUUUGUACAGGCUUACAGACUUAUUUGGAUGGGCACACUUAGCCAAUUCAUAUAUCACAGUAAGAGUAAGCAAGGAACAAGAUCAUAUUCUUAUCAUUCCAGAAGGCCUUUCAUUUUCUGAAGCAUCUGCUUCUAAUUUGGUAAAAGUAAAUAUCAUAGGAGAUGUGGUUGAUCAAGGAAGUACCAAUCUGCGAAUUGACACUGCAGGAUUCAGUCCUCAUGCAGCCAUUUAUUCAAUGCGCCCGGAUGUCCGAUGUGUGAUCCAUAUACACACUCCAGCAACAGCAGCAGUUUCUUCCAUGAAGUGUGGGAUACUUCCCAUUUCUCAAGAGGCUCUGAUUUUAGGGGAUGUUGCAUACUAUGAUUAUCGUGGAUCUCUGGAUGACCAGGAAGAAAGAAUUGAUCUUCAGAAAGUUCUUGGACCAAGCUGUAAGGUGUUGGUCUUGAGAAAUCAUGGGGUAGUAGCACUGGGAGAGACAUUAGAAGAGGCCUUUCACUACAUCUACAAUGUGCAAUUAGCCUGUGAAAUACAGGUACAUGCCUUGGCUGCUGGUGGCAUAGACAAUCUUCUUAUCUUAGAUUUGCAGAAAUAUAAACCUCUCACACAUCAAGUAGCUGCAGCAGCCGGAUUAAGUAUGGCGUCUCAGUUCAAGUGGAAAGUAGGCGAGCUAGAGUUUGAAGCGCUGAUGAGAAUGUUAGAUAACCUGGGUUACAGAACAGGCUAUGCUUAUCGUCAGCCCUUAGUGAGGGAGAAACCCCGGCACAAGAGUGAUGUUGAAAUCCCAGCCACUGUGACAGCGUUUUCCUUCGAUGAUGAUUCAAUCCCAAUUUCCCCCCUGAAAUUCCUAGCACAAAAACAACAGCGGGAGAAGACAAGGUGGCUAAACUCACCAAAUACGUAUUUGAAAGUAGAUGUUCCUGAAGAAUCCCGAAAUGGAGAAACAAGCCCCAGGACCAAAACAACAUGGAUAAAAGCUGAAGACUCGGCCAAGAUUAGUGGAGGAACUCCAAUAAAAAUUGAAGAUCCAAAUCAGUUUGUUCCUCUGAAUACAAAUCCAAGUGAUGUGUUGGAAAAGAGGAACAGGAUCCGAGAACAAAAUCGAUAUGACUUAAAGACUGCAGGUCCACAAUCUCAGUUGCUUGCUGGAAUUGUAGUGGAUAAAAAGCCAGCUCCUAUGCAGUUUGAAGAAGAUGAGCAUACCCCACCAGCGCCUCCCAACCCAUUCAGUCAUCUCACCGAAAAGGAACUGGAAGAGUAUAAGCAGACAAUCGAACGCAAACAACAGGGCACUGAGGAUGCUGAUCAAGAAUUAUUCUCAGAUGAUGGGUCCUCUGUUUCCCAAAUUAACUCUCAAACUCAGUCCCCACAAAAUGUCCCUGACAAAUUAGAAGAAAAUAAUGACAAUUACCUACAGGAUUCUAACCUCACCUCUUUGGAACUGCCAGUUGUUGUCAUGAAUGGCAAAGAAGAUGCACAUGAUGUGGAAGAGGAUCUGGCCCAGAGAGUCAGCCAGUUAACCACUAGUACUAUAGAGAAUAUAGAGAUUACAAUUAAGACUUCUGAGAAGAUUGAAGAGACCCUUUCUCCUGAAGGCUCUCCUUCCAAAUCACCAUCAAAGAAGAAGAAGAAAUUCCGUACUCCAUCCUUCCUGAAAAAAAACAAAAAGAAGGAAAAGGUGGAGGCCUGAGGUUUCACUGACACUUUAGUCAUACAUCUAAUCAGUUGUUAAAAUGGUCAAGUAGGGUUAUGCAAGAAACUGGGCCUUAACCUAAGUACAGAACUGGAAACAAUUACAUAGAAACUGGGUUUUUAAUUAAUUAAAUGAAGAAUUCAUCUCUUAAUUAGUACAAAUAAAAUUAUGAGAAUUUUAAGUAUUGAGUAUUUCCACCACAAACUAACACUGGCAGUUGGUCCACUAUAAUACCACAGUAAUUUCAGAUAUCCUUAUCUAGCAAGUUACUCAUGAAGAUUUUUGUUGAUUAAAAUGUCUUCAGCAAUUUCACUAUUGAAUGAUCAGAUAGUGUUUGUUUUUAACCUACUGCCACAUUAUGUAUUUGGGUGAUGUUUUUUGAAUAAUCUUGAUUGUGGCAUUUAUUUUGUCCCUGCCUCAAAGGGUGGUAUCUCUCUAAUCACACCCUCACAAACCUUGGUCAUUUAAUUAUAUAGCGGCACAUAAUUUUAAAAGGCGAAACUGUAAAAGGAAUUGCAUUUGGAAUUUUACAGACUCUGUGAAGGUUGCAUUCAUCAAUAAUAACUUUUGCCAAAUAUUCAUUUUAGUAAGAUAGAAUUUUUGAAAUUUUUUUUUAUUCUAUCAGUUGGGGGCAGGGAGAAAGCCCUUAUUUUUCAAUAAAGGGGAUUUUAUACACUUAACAUUGAUAACUUCGUUUAACUAUGGCAAAACAGAAAAAGAAUUUUAUAUGUUGAAAUUUUUGUAUACCAUUCAAUAUAAAGUAUUAUAGGCAUGUAAACCAAGCAUUUAACAGUAGAAUGUAUUCAAGGAUGCUUGGUAUAGAAUAUACUUAAAUAUAAUUCACGAAUCCAGAAUUUCUGACAUCAGACAUAAAGAGCGUAAAAAUUUACUGGAUUCAAUUCUAAAUCUUACUAUAUUUUUUUCUCAUAAUAUUAUUGAAUGAAGAAAAAUAAUCUUGAUAACAUAUGAUCUUCCAGAAGAUCAGUUCGAAGUGUGUCCUAGUUUCAUUUAGCCUUUCUUAAUUAUUUCUGCAGAAAUUUCUGUUGAAAUCUCAAGGUAUGAGAUAGAUACAGGUGGUGAGGCUACAGAAUGACAAAACCCGGGGAUGAAAUUCUCACUAGGCAGCAAAAUGUCACUAUUAGUAUACUGUAGUACUUGUGACAGGCCUGUAGUCACUUUUUGGAUAGUCCUCUGAAAAGCAGUAAGCCCAGUAACUGGGAGGGGUUUAUGUUGCUGGAAUGAGGCUGUAUUGCCAUUUGAGUGCAACGAUAUGUAGUUCCCAUGAAAUGACUUGGAUGCAGCUGCAUUCAUGUUGCACUAUAAACUGAUCAUCUGGAAAAGACCAUAACCAAAUAAGAGAGACAAAACUGGAAAAGGGAAAGUGAGAUGGAAAGAAUAAGGGCAUGGAGAAAAAAUGAGGGGUAGUUGUGGAUUAUUUUUCAUAAAAUAUAUGUCAUGGAACUGGGGGUAUUUUUAUUAAAUUGAUGGAACAUCUGUUUUAUAUUUUAAAAUUACAAUAGAGGUUAAUAGGAUCAUUUUAAUCUACAUUUUGCCUUCUCAAUGAAUCUUAGAGCAAAUUAGUGCUGAUUUGUAAGUGCUGAUCCUGCCAUUUGUCCUUGCUGGUAGUUUUAUUUUGAGUUAAACAGAAAAAGAAAACAAAUCUGUAAAUACACACUAAACAUGAAAAUGAACUAUGACCUUUUUACAUCCAUAGGCACAAGAGAAAGUAUAUCUUAAAUGUUAAUGUUACUUCCAGAUUGCCAGUUGAAAUAUAUUACCAUAUAUAGAUGGUUAAAUAUGGCCAGGAUGUGAUUUGGCAUGCAAAAACUGAGUAUAGCAUGUUACAGGGCUGGUGAGCUUUGAUUGUGUAAGUGUGGCAAUGCAGUGCAGAAAUAAAUCUGGAAAUGAUAUUUUAAAUAUCUCAAAAUACUGGAAUUGGUGUGUUUUCUUAAAAAAAUAGUGGGACUAUCUUAAGUUACUUAAAUUUUUAUGUUCUACAUUUUUUGUGUUGUAUUACAACAUAUGUAGAAACAGUAACCUGUGAACUAUGCUUUUCAUAACUUUAAAAUCUAUAUCUAAAUGAAUGCAAUGUGCAUAAAUAUUUUUUAAAAAUGCAACCGUGAACUAUUUGCACCUUUUUUCGCUAAUGCCUCUAUUUCCUUGCUUUGGCAUAUGAAUGAGCCAGCCAACUGUGUCCUGUGGAAAAAGAUAUAUAAAUGUUGUUGGAAAUUGCUUAUAGAUGUAAUGCUAAUUAAUGUUAAAUCACAAAUAAACAGUAUUUUAAGUAUA
Messenger RNA from Crotalus tigris (Tiger rattlesnake), 4852 nucleotides. RefSeq names its product adducin 3 (gene ADD3). NCBI's taxonomy places the organism in Eukaryota, Metazoa, Chordata, Lepidosauria, Squamata, Viperidae. Gene Ontology annotation, molecular function: actin filament binding. The record is from RefSeq and is a predicted model, not a curated record. The coding region runs from base 446 to 2560 and encodes 704 amino acids. Gene Ontology annotation, biological process: barbed-end actin filament capping. Gene Ontology annotation, cellular component: postsynaptic density; cytoskeleton; plasma membrane. The transcript is spliced from 16 exons.